AUGGGUCUAAGAAAGGAUUCUCGGAGGCAUAAUGAAGAAGUUGUUCUUUGCCAAGCUUGGAUCACUGUUGGUGGUGAUGGUUGCGUCGGAAAAGAUCAAAUGUCGGAUUUAUUGUGGAAUCGUGUUUCGGAGGAUUACAAUGCUCACAAACCAGCGGGUUGCAUAACUAGAACACCUUCUAGUUGUCAGGCUCGUUGGAAGAAAAUAAGUCGGACAUGUAUGAAGUGGCGCCAAGCUCUUAACAAGGUCGAACACUUUCAACGAAGAAGCGGCCAAAAUAUGGAGGACGAGCUCAUGAAUGUUAAAUCGAUGUACUACGACUCGGUUGGUCAAGAUUUUGUGUUUGAGCAUUGUUGGCAAUACUUGAAAAAUAUGAAAAAGUUCGGGAAAACGCCAACAAUGGAAAACACCAACUUUAGUGUUCCUACUCCUGUCGACUUGGAUGAAGAUGGAACAUCCACAAAUGAGGAGGAGCCGACUUCAUCAAGGAAUGCACAUCCUCAAGGACAGAAAGCUCAGAAGCUAGCUAAGAAAAAAGGUAAUAAGCAGGAUGUGGAUGGACUACGACUUCAAAUGCAGAAAUGUUAUGAACAAACAGAGCGUGAGUACCAACAAAGACAACAACAGUUCGAGGAAGGUCAAGUAAUUGAGCAACUUGUUGAGGAUGCUCGCACGAUGAUGGUGGAUCCAUCAAUUUUCACCCCAAGAAAGAGGAGUUAUUGGGAGAGGAAGCAAGAUAAGUAG
Messenger RNA from Rosa rugosa (rugosa rose), 744 nucleotides. Its product is annotated as glutathione S-transferase T3-like. The transcript has 2 exons. NCBI's taxonomy places the organism in Eukaryota, Viridiplantae, Streptophyta, Magnoliopsida, Rosales, Rosaceae. Bases 1 to 744 code for a protein of 247 amino acids. The record is from RefSeq and is a predicted model, not a curated record.